This is a messenger RNA of Sciurus carolinensis (gray squirrel), 699 nucleotides long. RefSeq names its product keratin-associated protein 4-5-like. The transcript has 2 exons. Gene Ontology annotation, cellular component: keratin filament. The record is from RefSeq and is a predicted model, not a curated record. Lineage: Eukaryota; Metazoa; Chordata; Mammalia; Rodentia; Sciuridae. The coding region runs from base 1 to 699 and encodes 232 amino acids.
AUGUGCAACUCCUGUUGUGGAUCCUGCUGCUCCGGCCAGGGCUGUGGCUGCUGCCAGCCCAGCUGCUGCCAGACCACCUGCUGCAGGACCACCUGCUGCCGCCCCAGCUGCUGCUGUAACCCCUGCUGUGGUGGCUCCAGCUGCUGUGGUGGCUCCAGCUGCUGUGGUGGCUCCAGUGGCUGUGGGUCCAGCUGCUGCCGCCCCUGCUGCUGCAUCUCCAGCUGCUGCCGCCCCUCCUGUGACUCCUGCUGCUGCCAAACCUGCUGCCGCCUGCGUCCAGUCUGUGGCAAUGUCUCCUGCCACACCACUUGCUACCGCCCCACCUGCGUCAUCUCCACCUGCCCCCGUCCCAUGUGCUGUGGCUGUGGCUGCUGCCAGCCCAGCUGCUGCCAGACCACCUGCUGCAGGACCACCUGCUGCCGCCCCAGCUGCUGCUGCAGCCCCUGCUGUGGUGGGUGCGGUGGCUGUGAUGGGUCCAGCUGCUGUGGUGGCUCCAGUGGCUGUGGGUCCAGCUGCUGCCGCCCCUGCUGCUGCAUCUCCAGCUGCUGCCGCCCCUCCUGUGACUCCUGCUGCUGCCAAACCUGCUGCCGCCUGCGUCCAGUCUGUGGCAAUGUCUCCUGCCACACCACUUGCUACCGCCCCACCUGCGUCAUCUCCACCUGCCCUCGUCCCAUGUGCUGUGCGGUCCCCGACUGCUGA